UCACGUUGUGUCAUGUUUGCAUGAAGAUAAUGUGUUAGAGACCUUAAAUCAAAUCUCUUCUGUCGUCUGACAUCAGGCCAUCAAACCAUCCGGUCAAAUAUGACUUAUGAUUUAUGAUUUGUUUAAUUCUAAUGUUUCAUAUUUAAGUCCGUUAUUUCACUUUUCUAAACAGUUCUUUAACAUCUGGAAACUUCCGGUGUCCAGUCACAGUCACAUGACUGACGAGUGACAAGUUUUUAACGUCAGGUUUUCCGGUGGAGUCACGACAGCGCGAGCAGCUUCAUUCUUCUACUUUAUUUAAUAAUGCGUGGUUUGAUCUGCGGACCCAAACUUGCCGCGUGCGGGAUGGUGUUGAGCACGUGGGGGGUCAUAAUGCUGGCCUUGCUGGGGAUUUUCUUUUCCACACAUUCAGCAGUGCUGAUUGAAGACGUACCUUUGACUGAUGAAGACUUCGACCCUAAAAACCCUCCUCAGGUGAUCUAUGAACUGUACAACAAGGUGGGCUACAACUGCUUCAUAGCAGCUGCUGUCUACGUCCUGUUUGGAUUCUUCUCCUGCUGCCAGAUGAGGCUCAACAAGAAGAAGGAGUACCUGGUGCACUAGUACCACCUGCUGGACUGAGGAGCUCCCAGCAGCACCCUGGAUCUGUUCUGAUGAGUGACUUCUAUUUCAGGGUUUCAAAUUCAUAAUCAGAGUCUGAAUACUGUGAGUGCAGAUCAUUGUUAUGCACCUUCAUGUAUGUAAUUCUACCUCUUAUCACAAGUGCUGAAAUGAUUUUGAUUGUGGUCAUAAAAACUAAAAA
Larimichthys crocea (large yellow croaker) is the source of this 802-nucleotide messenger RNA. RefSeq names its product ribonuclease kappa-A-like. The coding region runs from base 304 to 603 and encodes 99 amino acids. The transcript has 4 exons. Gene Ontology annotation, biological process: nucleic acid metabolic process. The record is from RefSeq and is a predicted model, not a curated record. Gene Ontology annotation, molecular function: RNA endonuclease activity. NCBI's taxonomy places the organism in Eukaryota, Metazoa, Chordata, Actinopteri, Sciaenidae.